Molecule: messenger RNA, 3307 nt
Organism: Paramormyrops kingsleyae
Lineage: Eukaryota; Metazoa; Chordata; Actinopteri; Osteoglossiformes; Mormyridae
Gene: nlgn3a
Product: neuroligin 3a
Cellular component (GO): membrane
Molecular function (GO): neurexin family protein binding
Source: RefSeq, a predicted model, not a curated record
UUACGCAAAUAUGAAAUGACACUGAUUACUUGUACGCGCAUCUUCAUUCAUUUGUCGUAAUUGUAACAUUUAGCUAACAUUAAUAUGAAUUUUCUUUUAAAAUUGUUAGGCGUUUGUCUUCUCUGAAGCCUGCGUGUUAAGACUGCGAGAAGGCUCGGUUGCUUAGGAACGCGCGUCUUCAUUGUAGCUCCCGACCUUGCAGCCGUGUCCACGCUGCGCGUACUCGUUUCCAGACCUCACGAACGGGCAAGAUAAGAGCAUCCUAACGGAGGACAGUACCCGGAGAUUAAAACAAAAAUGUGGAUCAAGUGAAAGUAAAAAGUAUACAUUUCUAAGCGAAUAUAAAACAAUUUGGCAGCUUAAAAUAGUUGCCGGAAUUCUCUUGAAUGUUGAAUCUAUUGAAUUAGUAAAACAGCGCGUUUUUUAUCAGAACAUCAGGAAUGGGGGAUCUGAUAGUUCGCCAAGGCAGCAGUGGAUAAUCAAUCUGGAUUGAAGACUGGACAGCGGAUGAAGAUCACACUCAAGCAGAAGCAAUAGAUUUUUUUUUUAUUUUAUUUAAUUUGAUUUUGGGGCUACAUAUCCGGCGCUGAUGAUAGGAUCAAAGGGGACCGGAUUCCAUGACUGAGAACAGGAAGCAGUAGCUGAGGGUGGCCCUGGUUUACAUGUUGGUGUUUUACAACUGGAUCCAUUCGCAAAGACCAUGUGGUUUGCCCUGAGGAUCAGCCGCAUGCUCACGCACCUCCAACGUUGGCGUACAGCCAAGGCGAGCAUGGGGCAUGUUGCUGCUCUGUGGAUACUGAGCUUCUGUUGGCCCCUGGUGACGGCCGUGGGCCAGAACUACCACCCCACUGUUAACACACAGUUUGGGAAGCUGAGAGGAGUGAGGGUCCCUCUCCCCAGUGAGAUCCUCGGGCCGGUGGACCAGUACCUGGGAGUCCCAUAUGCUGCUUCUCCAGUUGGUGAAAAACGCUUCAUGCCCCCUGAACCCCCCUCAUCCUGGUCAGGGAUCAAGAACGCCACCCACUUUGCACCCGUCUGCCCGCAAAACAUUCACAACGCCGUGCCGGAGAUCAUGAUGCCGAUAUGGUUCACCUUUAACCUGGAUAUAGUUGCCACUUACAUACAGGACCAAAAUGAGGAUUGUUUGUAUUUAAACAUCUAUGUUCCAACUGAGGAUGUCAAAAGAAUAUCGAAGGAAUGUGCCAGAAAACCCAACAAGAAAAUUUGUAGAAAAGGAGGAGCACACGGCAAAAAACAGGGCGAGGAUUUGUCCGAUAACGACGGUGAUGAAGAUGAAGACAUCCGAGACACCGGUGCCAAACCCGUGAUGGUCUACAUACACGGCGGCUCUUACAUGGAGGGUACGGGGAACAUGAUCGACGGCAGCGUUCUGGCCAGCUACGGCAACGUCAUCGUCAUAACGCUGAACUACAGGGUCGGAGUCUUGGGGUUCCUUAGUACUGGCGACCAAGCAGCCAAAGGGAAUUAUGGACUCUUGGAUCAGAUCCAGGCCCUACGCUGGAUCAGUGAAAACAUUGGGUAUUUCGGAGGAGAUUCCAAUCGCAUCACGGUUUUCGGAUCGGGGAUCGGCGCCUCUUGCGUCAGCCUGCUCACGCUUUCCCACCACUCCGAAGGUCUGUUCCACAGGGCUAUAAUCCAGAGCGGCUCGGCGCUGUCCAGCUGGGCGGUCAACUACCAGCCGGUGAAGUAUACCCGUCUGUUGGCCGAGAAGGUCGGCUGCAACGUGCUGGAUACCCUGGACAUGGUGGAUUGCCUGAGACGGAAGAACUCCCGUGAGCUGGUGGAGCAGGACAUCCAGCCGGCCCGCUACCACGUGGCCUUCGGGCCGGUGAUCGACGGCGACGUCAUCCCCGAUGAUCCUGAGAUCCUGAUGGAGCAGGGCGAGUUCCUCAACUACGACAUCAUGCUGGGCGUCAACCAGGGUGAAGGCCUGCGCUUCGUGGAGAACGUGGUCGACUCCGAGGAUGGUGUGUCGGGCAACGACUUUGAUUUCUCUGUCUCGGACUUCGUGGACAGCCUCUACGGCUACCCAGAGGGUAAGGACACCCUGCGGGAGACCAUUAAGUUCAUGUACACGGACUGGGCAGACCGCGACAACCCCGAGACACGCCGGAAGACUCUGGUGGCUCUUUUCACCGACCACCAGUGGGUGGAGCCAGCCGUGGUGACGGCAGACCUGCACGCCCGCUAUGGCUCCCCCACCUACUUCUACGCCUUCUAUCACCAUUGCCAGAGCCUGAUGAAGCCUGCGUGGUCCGACGCAGCCCACGGAGAUGAGGUUCCUUACGUCUUUGGCAUCCCUAUGAUCGGCCCCACCGACCUCUUCCCAUGCAACUUCUCCAAGAACGACGUCAUGCUCAGCGCUGUCGUCAUGACCUACUGGACCAACUUCGCCAAAACCGGAGAUCCAAACAAGCCGGUGCCUCAGGACACCAAGUUCAUCCAUACGAAGGCCAACCGCUUCGAGGAGGUGGCCUGGUCCAAGUACAACCCUCAGGACCAGCUGUACCUGCACAUUGGCCUCAAGCCACGUGUCCGAGAUCACUACCGGGCAACCAAGGUGGCCUUCUGGAAGCACCUCGUGCCGCACCUCUACAACCUCCACGACAUGUUCCACUAUACAUCCACCACCACCAAAGUGCCGCCGCUGGAGACCACGCAGAACUCGCUGUCCACCAAGCGGCCCAACGGCAAGAGCUGGCCCUUCAACACCAAGCGGCCGCCCAUGUCGCCGGCCUACAACAGCGAGAACGGCAAGGAGCCCUGGAACGGCGACGAGGAGCCGGGCCCCCUCCUGGUGGAGAACCCGCGAGACUACUCCACCGAGCUGAGCGUCACCAUCGCCGUGGGCGCCUCCUUGCUCUUCCUCAACGUGCUGGCCUUCGCCGCGCUCUACUACCGCAAGGAUAAGCGCAGGCAGGAUUCACACCGCCAGCCCAGCCCGCAGAGGCAGGCCAACACCAAUGACAUGGCCCAUGCGCCAGAGGAGCAGAUGAUGCCGCUGCAGAUUAACCAGAGCCACCACGAGUGCGAGGCCGGGGCUCCCCACGACCCCCUGCGGCUGGCCUCCCUUCCCGACUACACCCUCACCCUCCGCCGCUCACCCGACGAUAUUCCCCUCAUGACCCCCAACACCAUCACCAUGAUACCCAACUCGCUGGUGGGCAUGCCAAACCUGCACCCGUACAACACUUUCACAGCAGGCUUUAACUCCACUGGCCUGCCACACUCACACUCCACCACCCGGGUAUAGCUUUAAGGAGAGUAGGGGGUGGUAGGGUAUUGA